This is a messenger RNA of Diospyros lotus (date-plum), 1065 nucleotides long. Its product is annotated as actin-related protein 8-like. The record is from RefSeq and is a predicted model, not a curated record. Gene Ontology annotation, molecular function: protein binding. Lineage: Eukaryota; Viridiplantae; Streptophyta; Magnoliopsida; Ericales; Ebenaceae.
CUAAAGCAUCAGCGCUCGCCACGUAUCAACGUCCUCCGCUCUCUGUCUCUCGCUCACUCUCUAUCCUUCCGUUGCAAAAUCCGAUUCCAAUCGAACGCAUCGCCGACUCACUCCGAAGCAGUUGAGUAGAUGGCGAUGUCACUCAGAAAGGUCUGGGAAUCGGUCUCUAGCCGUUCCGCUUCGAGCUCGAUUUCGAACCCCUUUCCCUCCCCCGAUCAGCACUACGCCCAACCCUCUUCGACUGGGGCAUUUGAUCGAAUACCUCUGGACAUAUUCAUGCAAAUCCUGAAAUUCCUCGGGCCCAAGGACGUGGCCAAGCUGAGUGCCCUUUGCAAGUCUUGGAGACUGAUCGUCUCGGACAAUCUUCUGUGGAUUCACUUUCUUCAAAACCAGGAGGAGUCUGGGGACUCGAUCCUCUUCGCCGAAACGAGUCUGCGAUUGGGUUACCCUAUCCAGGCACUUCCUACUCAGAUGUCUCAGUUGUCAUUCAUGCAUAUCUAUGGUCAACGAUUACGAGUCCCUGGCUCUGUUAUUAUUGACGGUGGUUCAGGUUAUUGCAAGUUUGGCUGGAGCAGAUGUGCUAGUCCAUCCGGGAGAACUCCAACAUUUUUGGAAUUUGGUAACAUUGAGUCUCCAAUGUACUCUAAACUUAGACAUUUUUUUGCAACAAUUUACCGCAGGAUGCAGGUGAAAACAUCUUCACAACCAAUUAUUGUCUCUGUUCCAAUUUGUCAUUAUGAUGAUACUGAAUCUGCUAAAGCAGCUAGAAAACAGCUAAAAGAGAACAUCAACUCAGUACUCUUUGACAUGAAUGUCCCUGCUGUUUGUGCUAUCAAUCAGGCAACUUUAUCUCUGUAUGCGGCAAGACAAACUUCAGGAGUUGUUGUUAACAUUGGUUUCCACCAGACAUCUGUUGUUCCAAUUUUAUCUGGUAAAGUAAUGCGUAAGGUUGGUGUUGAAGUUGUGGGAAUGGGAGCAUUGAGGCUUACAGGAUUCCUUAGGGAGAUGAUGCAGCAGAAUGAUGUACAUUUUACCUCACUGUACACUGUGCGCUCAUUGAAAGAG